AUGUCAACUUCAAUCCAUAAUAAAUCUACAACAAGUCAUUUAGCCUAUAUAUUAUCAUCUUUAACUACCAGGGGAACUACAUCAACUUCUCGGACUCACAUAACCUUACCUUCUACUACUGGGGGAAUUACAUCAACUCGCUCGAUUACUACAGUAUCCACUAGUACCGUAACUUCAAGUACUAAUACAUCACGAGGAGGUGGAGGAGGUGCGCCGCCUCCUCCGCCUCCUCCACCUCCUCCACCUCCUCCACCUCCAACCUCUCCACCUCCUGCCACUCACCCUACGACACCUCCUCAUAGCACUAUAAGCACGUCAAAAUCGACAACGACUACCUCGUCGACAGCUAGCACGUCAACAUCGAUACCGAUCCCGUCGACAGAAAUCUGUAGUGAAGAUAAUGAUUGCGGCUCAUCAUGUUCACUCGAAGAAGCCCGAUCUCUCCAAGAGCCAGAAGCUUUAUUUAAGCGUGUAAUGAGGGGUCCAGAGAAUUACGGCGGCGAUGUGAAUAGAUUUUUCACAGAAGAGAUAAAUAAUGCAGGGACAAGUGGGGAAUUAUUAGCGUAUCGGGGGAUUCCCGGAGCGGCCAAGCUGGAAUAUUUUCGAGGUCAGGAUAUUAGGACUGGUGUAAUUGGCCUUUUUGGAUGUACUUCGAUUAUCGUUAUAUCCAGAGGAGCCGUGUGGGUAUCGCAUUGGUGGGAGAAGCAAGUCUUUUUUUUAACAAGUUUCGAUGAAUUUCGAAAAUUGUUACUUGUACCUUUGGUCGAGGGAAAUGGAGAUAGGAUGCCGGGCCUUGGCGCGCUCGCCGACCCUACGCAACCCUUUGAGGCCAAAUAUCAGCCUCGAGCCAUUAUUGCAUCCGUCAAGUUGAGAGAUGGUCGAUAUAUUUUCGAAUAUAACGAUAAAAUCAAUUACAUACAAGACAAACUCAAAGCGAUAAUACCCGGUAUUCGCAUUACAACAUACAAGUACGCAAGGAAUAAGAAAGAAGCUCUAGAGCUUUCAUCACCUGCUGGGAAAAUCCUUAUUCAAUAUAGUGCUACUGAACCAAACUGCGAGAGAAAAUACAGGGUUUGGAUAGAGGCUCAGGAGCAGCUUGAAGAGUCCUGGCACCGGACUGAAGGACUACCGAAUAUUAGUUCAGGAGAUAUGAAUACUUGUAUGAGCAGCUCGACAAUCACCUCUUCUGACUAUUCUACCAGUAGGAGGAGCUCGACAAUCACCUCUUCCGGCUAUUCUACCAGCACCCCUACCAGCAGUUCUCCGCUAGUGAUAGAGACCUCUACCAGCAGUUCUCUGCUAGUGGUAGAGACAACUCUAUAUACUCCAUCGACAACUUCGUCGGCAGCUACUUCGGCACCUUCCUCGACGAUAAGCUCAUCCCAAACGAUUUCGACCAUAAUUCCGGCGGGUACUAUACCAUGCCCUAGUUUAGGAAAUUUUAAUACGCUGGACUGCCCGGACGGUGACGACGAAUCUAUUGCAGUAAUGGGAGAAAAUCCAGUAGCUGGUGGAGAUGGUUUUGCGUAUAACCUGUACUCUGCCUGUAAUAAUGCUCCAGUUACUGUAAUGCUCACCUGGUCUAAUGGCACGAUAUUAGUCGAGACAUUACCGUCUGCCGGUAUCAACGCGUUUGAUACACCUGGAAAUCUGGAACCAUGCUUAUUUUGGUCCGUGGCUGCUGCCGCAGUCACGUGA
Hyaloscypha bicolor E is the source of this 1698-nucleotide messenger RNA. RefSeq lists its product as uncharacterized. The record is from RefSeq and is a predicted model, not a curated record. Lineage: Eukaryota; Fungi; Ascomycota; Leotiomycetes; Helotiales; Hyaloscyphaceae. The transcript has a single exon. Bases 1 to 1698 code for a protein of 565 amino acids.